GACCAAGUCGGGCAUUUACCUACCUAGCAAUCGAUCGUGUUGGACAUGGGGUUCUGCCACGAGAGGUUUUGGGAUUUCAACCUGACAACUCAUGACGUCAGGCCAGAUUUUACCCCCUGCUUUCACCACACGGUGUUGGUUUACAUUCCGUGCGCUUUCUUUUGGCUUUUCGUGCGCUUUUACGCAACCCUGUUCUGGACGCAUCGGAACGACAGAUUGUGCCUGUCUUUGAAAUUCCCUCUCUUUUCUGCUCGUGUUAUUGUUGCCGUCGCAUUGGCCGUGAUUCAGAUCGCCAAUCUCUUGAACAUUGCCCAACAUGGUGCCCGGCCCUCCGGUGAAUGGUUGGCGUCCCUCAUUUUCAUUGGCACCUUUGCCUUGGAGACGUGUGCCACGUUUGUCCACCAUCAGGAGGGCCACGCCCGAUCGUUUAUCCAGCUCUUCUUUUGGUUGAUCCUCAUGGUGUUCCAGGUUCCAACCUUGGUAUCCGCCAUUCAGGUUUUUUACAUGCAUGACUCAGGACAAGUCUAUGAGUUGAGUCGGGCCGGGAUUCAGUUCGUGUUUUUCUCGUUCAUCUUGUCCGGGCUUAUUCUUCAGUUUUUCUCGGAGGCCUCGAACACUGAAAACACCUUGGGGAGUUCAGAGCUCAACGCUUCGGCUCCGUCACUUCUACUUUUCACAUGGUUGAACCCAUUGAUUUGGAGUGGCUUCAAAACUCCGCUACUGAAGAGUUCUGUGCCAGACUUGGGCCAAGAUCUCCAGGUUCAAACUAUCACUGGCAAAUUUAAUAGACACUUCACAGUUGACCGCGUCAACAUCAGACGGCUUGGCCAAAGAAAUGGAGCGUACAGCUCAACAGGAAGUGAACAUAAAGUGGACAGCGAAGCAGACAUAGGGAAUGCUGACGUGGUCACAGUUGAUUUAGAGACAUGUCUCGUGCAGACGGACAAGCCUCAAAUUGAAAGGGCUUUGAUUAAAGCCUUUGGAAAAAGGUUCUUCCAAUCCGUGCUGUUGAAAGUGCUCCAAGAUGUCUUGAAGUUCAUUGCCCCUCAGAUCCUGAAGAACCUCAUAAGGUUUGCUCAAUCCACCAACGAUCCAGAGCAAGGAGUUUGGAAAGGUUACUUUUGGGCCUGCUUGUUGUUCAGCGUCAACCUGGUUCAAAUCCUGGUACUUCAACAGUAUUGGAAGCAAUGUUACCAUGCUGGCAUGGAGAUGAAAACUGCCACGGUCACUGCGAUAUACAAAAAGUCCCUGAGACUCUCCAACUCUGCUCGGAGACAGUACACUCUGGGGCAGAUUUUGAAUCUCAUGGCCUCAGAUGCAUCCACUAUUGAAGAAGUUCUCCCUCGACUCAACAUGGUUUGGUCAAUGCCGUUCCAGAUCAUUUUGGCGGUUUUCUUCCUCUAUCAAGAACUCGGUCCCUCUGUGUUCAGUGGCGUGGUCAUCUUGCUGAUACUAAUUCCAUUCAACAUGGUCACAAGUCGAUAUGAUCGGAAGUUUCAGUCUGCGUACAUGAAGGUCAAGGAUCAAAGGAUCAGAUCCAUGUAUGAGAUCCUCAGCAACAUUAAGAUCAUCAAGUUCAACACGUGGGAAGAAGCCUUCGCCGACAAAGUGCUGUCCCUUCGUACUCACGAGCUGAAAUUUCUGAAAAAGAAGGCCACCCUCCAAGCCUUCAUCAAUUUUGUGUUCGGCUCUGCUCCAAUCUUGGUGACCCUGGCCAGCUUUGCCACUUACGUGUCGGUCAGCUCAAGCCACCACCUGACAGCAGAGAAGGUUUUUGUUUGCAUUGCUCUCUUCAACCUUCUGAGACUUCCAAUGCAUCUUCUCCCGUGGUCCAUCACAGAGACACUGAGACUUGUUGUGAGCAUCAAGCGGAUCAACCAGUUCUUCGAAACCAAGGAUCUUGAGCCAACUCCGGUGAAGUUAGCCAGAUGCAGCCCUCAUCUAAAGUACUCAAUUAAAAUAGAAAAUGGACACUUCGGUUGGGAAGAGGCAGGUCCAUUAUCAUCGGCUAUUCUGAAGAAUAUCACCGUUUGUGUCCCUCAAGGCUGCUUGGUGGCAGUGGUGGGCCAAGUGGGCUCGGGCAAGUCCACCCUGCUUGCAGCCAUUUUGGGUGAAGCUGAGAGGCUUGAAGGUGAAGUUUGUGUGAAUGGUAGCACCAUUGCUUACGUCAGUCAAGAGGCUUGGAUUCAGAAUGCCUCAGUGAAGAACAACAUCAUCUUUGCCAAAGACAAACCAGAUCAUCAGUGGUACAAACAGGUUAUUGAAGCUUGCUCGUUGGAGCAGGACCUUCAUCAACUGAUGGAUGGUGACCAAACGUUGAUUGGCGAGAAGGGGAUCAAUCUAUCCGGUGGUCAAAAGCAAAGGAUUGCCAUUGCCCGAGCAGCCUACUCUUCCGCCGACAUUUUCCUUUUGGACGACCCUUUAUCAGCAUUGGAUUCUCAAACUGCCAGCCACGUCUUUGAACAGGUUUUAAGCAACAAUGGGAUUCUAAGGCAUUCAACGCGAGUAUUGGCCACUCACAACACAUCUAUUCUAAGCCAAGCUGACCUUGUUGCCGUUUUGAAGGAUGGAGAAGUGGCAAAGUUUGGCCCACCAGGCAAGGUCAUGACUUCAUCAUUGGAAAUAUCACGUUUAGUGAAGUCUCUGGAGGAAGAAGAACAAAACAAAUCGAAGCCUGAAGAGGACCAAAAAGAAGACACGAACAAGUUUGAUAAGCUCAAAAAACCCUCGGCGAAGGAUAAAAAAGAGACUGCCUUGGCGCAAAGGUUGAAAGACGAAGACGUUCUGACCGGCAGAGUGAAAGGGCAAGCCUACCAAAAGUAUCUGAGAGCCUUGGGCAUUCCCUUGUGCGUGCUCAUCCUUGGCCUUUUCAUGGCCAAUCAAGCAAUUUCCACUGGAACCACGAUUUGGUUGGCAGCUUGGUCCGACCAUAACUCACAUGUCCUGAGUGAUUCUGAGGCCAAUGUUAACUCAUCCUCCAGCCUAAAGAGGGAGCCAGCCAAUGGUUUGUACAUUGGGGUAUUGGGCGCCUUUGGAGGCGCUCAAGCUGUCUUGAGCUUCUUGAGGAACCUUGUGUUCUUUCUAGCCUGUGCCAGGGGCAGUAAAAUCAUUCACAAUUCCUUGUUUGGUGUGAUAAUUCGGGCCAAAACAAGAUUUUUCGACAUCACUCCAACGGGAAGUAUCAUGAACCGGUUUGCAGCUGAUUUAAACGUAGUGGAUCAACCCUUGCCCAAUGCUUUAUCGAGCUUUCUCUUCACCUUCAUGGAAGUCACUUCCGUGCUAAUCGUCAUUAGCAUCACCACACCCAUCUUCAUGAUUAUCAUAGUGCCCUUGGUUCUGGUCUACACCUUCCUGAUUCGGGUGUACAUUCCGAGCUCUCGCCAGCUCCAGCGGUACGUGUCCAGUACCAAAUCUCCCAUCAACCUUCACUUCAGCGAGACUAUCCAAGGGAUCUCGACCAUCCGAGCCUUUCAACACGAGAAGAUAUUCAAUGACGAGUUUGAAUCUCGAGUGCAAGAAUACCUCCGUUUCCAAUACACUUCCGCAAUGGCCACUCGUUGGUUGAGUUUGCGUAGUGAAGCCCUCGGGAACAUUGUGGUUUUGGUCGCUGCUCUGGUGGCAGUGGCUCAGAGGAAUAUCUUGACCGCUGGAUGGGUGGGCUUAAGCAUCACUUAUGCCCUGAGUGUCACCGAAACGUUCAAUUGGGUCCUUCAAAACGGUAGUAAACUGGAGGAGCAAGCCGUCAAUUUGGAGCGAAUCCGCGAGACAGAGGAGCACGCGCCUUUGGAGCGGCCGUGGCAAAAGCCAAGUGCCGAUCCCAAAGAUCGCCGAUGGGUGAAAAAGGGGGACAUCGAGUUCCGCAACCUCACUCUCGCUUACGACGAACAUCUCGAACCAGUUCUCAAGGGCAUCAACCUAAGCAUAAAAUCCGGCGAGAAAGUCGGCGUCUGUGGACGAACAGGGGCCGGGAAGAGCUCUUUGGCAGUGGCACUCCUGAAUUUGGUAGAUUCUUGGAGUGGUCAAAUGUUCUUAGACGGGAUUGACGUCCGGCCGUUGGGUCUUCACUCCCUUCGAUCUCAAAUCACAAUGAUUCCUCAAGACCCUGUCAUGUUCAAAGGGACCAUCAGACAGAACAUUGACCCUUUUAACAAAUUCAAGGACGAUGCCAUCUGGGAUAGCCUCGCCAAUUGUCACAUGGAUACUCAUAUCGAACGCUUUUCCGCCGGUCUUGAGCACCAAGUUGAAGAGGGUGGGUCCAAUUUCUCAGUGGGUCAAAAACAGUUGAUUUGCCUGGCAAGAGCGUUACUCAAAGACAAUACAAUCGUGUUUCUUGACGAGGCGACAGCUUCCAUGGAUGCCGAGACUGAUAAGACGAUACAGGAGACUCUUUUCCGAGAGUUGGAAGGAAAGACUUUGAUUACCAUUGCUCAUCGCCUAAACACCGUCUUGAACUAUGAUAAAAUCCUGGUUCUUGAUGAAGGCCAAGUGGUGGAGUUUGACACACCGCAACACCUUUUGAGCGAUGAAAACUCGCAUUUUUAUGCUAUGAUCCAUCAGUCAAAAGGCAGCCUUGAGUAACAGGGAAAUUAUGCAAGCGAUAAAGCUUACUCUGCACGUGUAUAUGUGUGUAAGUAUGUAAAUAAAGAAUAGAGCAUCCGA
Tigriopus californicus is the source of this 4659-nucleotide messenger RNA. Its product is annotated as multidrug resistance-associated protein 1-like. Gene Ontology annotation, cellular component: membrane. The coding region runs from base 46 to 4578 and encodes 1510 amino acids. The record is from RefSeq and is a predicted model, not a curated record. Gene Ontology annotation, biological process: transmembrane transport. The transcript is spliced from 3 exons. Gene Ontology annotation, molecular function: ABC-type transporter activity; ATP binding; ATP hydrolysis activity. NCBI's taxonomy places the organism in Eukaryota, Metazoa, Arthropoda, Copepoda, Harpacticoida, Harpacticidae.